Paracoccidioides brasiliensis Pb18 is the source of this 324-nucleotide messenger RNA. RefSeq lists its product as uncharacterized. The record is from RefSeq and is a predicted model, not a curated record. The transcript has a single exon. The coding region runs from base 1 to 324 and encodes 107 amino acids.
AUGCCAGAUACACCCAUCAUUCUUGAUGACGAUAAUCGGGGUCUGAAUUACAAUGAUAGAAUCCCAAUUUCCCUCACCGCACCCAGGACAUGCAGCCGGGAAAUCAGUGUUGGGAGUGUCGAAGCCAACUCCGAGGACCAGAAGCCACCACUGGCAGUAUUGGUUGAAGAUGGUGGAGGGACUUCAACGGAGGAGUGGCUGGUCGAUGAAAUCCUCAAGUUGAUGGUGGUCGAGGAAGGUGAUCAAGAGAUGCGCUGGUACUUUGUGAAAUGGAGGGGCUACGACCCUUCUUGGCAACCUGAACGUGAUCUGAUCCCUGGAUGA